UGUAACAAAAGCGUAAACGCGUGUGCGCGCGUGAGUACACUGUCCGACCUUUCACUCCGAAAAAAGCAGUCAGUAAGGAAGCUGUAAGCUCUCCAUAGUACCCCUCCCAGAACGGCCGACUAUGUCUGAGAGCGGGAAGACGAACGGGGCCAUGCCACCGGGCUACAUCUCCCCGGACACCGCCCCCAAAUGCACCUGGUCUGCAGGCAAGGCCUCCACGGAGUCACCUCACACAACCGUCCCUCUCAGGGAUAGACACGAGAGGGAUUCGGUCCUGCCAGAUGUCCUGAGGAUGAUUGGGAACACUCCUCUAAUCAGACUGGACAAGAUUGCCCGCAGCGAGGGACUCAAGUGUAACCUCUUGGGAAAGUGUGAGUUCUUCAAUGCCGGAGGCUCUGUGAAGGACCGCAUUGCUCUCAGGAUGAUAGAGACAGCAGAGAAAGAAGGAGUCCUCAAACCGGGAGACACCAUCAUUGAGCCCACCUCAGGGAACACUGGUAUAGGCCUGGCACUGGUGUCGGCAGUAAAGGGAUACAGGUGUGUGAUAGUGAUGCCGGAGAAGAUGAGUAACGAGAAGGUCAGCGUCCUCAGAGCCCUCGGAGCCGAGAUCGUCCGAACUCCGACCUCUGCAGCCUUCAAUAGUCCCGAGUCUCAUGUGGGUGUGGCCUGGAGACUCAAGAAUGAAAUCCCCAACUCUCAUAUUCUGGACCAGUAUCGUAACUCGGGGAAUCCGCUGGCCCACUACGACGGGACAGCGGAGGAGAUCCUGUUGCAGUGUGGCGGGGGGCUGGACAUGGUGGUGGUGGGGGCCGGAACCGGGGGGAACCGUUGCCGGAAUCGGCCGCAAACUGAAGGAGAAACUCCCACAUGUUCAGGUAGUAGGAGUGGAUCCACUGGGUUCUGUCCUGGCUGAACCUCCUGAACUGAACGAUACUGAUGUCACAGGCUAUCAUGUGGAGGGGAUAGGGUAUGACUUUCUGCCGACAGUGCUGGACAGAGGAGUGGUGGACCAGUGGUACAAGAGCAACGACAAAGAUAGUUUUGCCUUCGCCAGACGUCUCAUUGCCGAGGAAGGCCUUCUCUGUGGAGGGUCCAGUGGUUCAGCUCUGUCAGCGGCACUGAAGGCUGCCCGGGAACUGAAGGAAGGCCAGACGUGUGUCGUCGUACUCCCAGACUCCGUCAGAAACUACCUAACAAAGUUUGUGGACGACCAGUGGAUGGUGUGUGAAGGUCUGAUGGAUUGUGAGGUGCCGGCCGGGGGAGGGUGGUGGUGGUCCCAGCCACUCUCCGUCCUCCCUCUCCUGCCCAUCAUCACUGUCGGGGAGCAGGUGACGUGUGGUGAAGCUGUGAAGCUCCUCCAGGAGAAGCAGAUCGACCAGGUCCCCAUCUUGACUGACAAUGGUGAUGUGCUGGGAAUGGUGACUCUGUCCAACCUCACGACCAAGAUGGUCCGCGGACAGGCCAAUACCUCCGACCCAGUCACCUCCGUCUCCUACACACAGUUCCGCAAGGUGAUGCCCAAUACGUCACUUGGGCAGUUGUCAAAGAUACUCGAGAAAGACCACUAUGCCAUUGUCAUGCAUGACUCCAACAAGAGAGAUGCCCGUGGUGAAAAGAUCAGUACAGUUGGAGGUGUGGUCACCAGUAUUGACCUGCUACAAUACAUAUCCAGCCAGCAGCAACAGUGAUGACUGUAAUUAUUUUUGCCACUAUACACAUCCCCUUUCUUUUUUAGCUGUAACAUAUUUUACAACUUUACUUUGCACAUGCGUGCAUGACUUUAGAACGUGCUUUUUACUAUAUACUUUUACUCUCAAAAUGUUCAAGGAAAUAUAGGGAAUAUAUUAGGCACCAUACUUUGAUCCUUUGACCCGAACUUUUCGGAUCAACCGAAAAACAUUUGGUGGAAAAUAAUCUCUCUCCCCAAACUCUUCGAUCAGUUUGACUCUGAGAUCAAGAAUGAAUGUAUAAUACCAUAAAUAUCCCUCACUCAUUCUUGCUCGCUCCCCCUUGAGUUCGUAUUGACGCGCGCACGCGCAAAGGUUCAAAGGUUUUAAGCAAAUUACACGUGCGCGUGCGCAUUUACACACG
Messenger RNA from Geodia barretti, 2091 nucleotides. The record is from the annotation of a GenBank genome assembly. Lineage: Eukaryota; Metazoa; Porifera; Demospongiae; Tetractinellida; Geodiidae.